AAUCUAGUGGAAAAUAAGAAAUGUGAUGAGCUGCUCGAUGUGUUCCCUGCUGGUUUUCAGCAGGGUCUAAUCCCCACUAAUUAUCCAUUUACUCAAGCCAACUGGAACUGCCUUUGCCCAAAAUCCAUAAUUCCCCAUAACCAAGUAUUCUCAACCGUGUCGAUUUUGACAUUACAGACCAUUCCAAGGACAGUAACCUAUGAUGAUAAAACGGGAAGAAACCUACUCCAGUGGCCAGUCGACGAGGUAGAGAGGCUAAGACAGAGCAGCCAAGAGUUCAGCAACAUCACACUCGGCGUCGGAUCAGUAGCGCCAUUGGACAUCAGCAAAGCCACACAGUUGGACAUCGAGGCCAAGUUCGAGAUAGAUGCGUCGGCCUUGGAACGGGCUAUCGAGGCCGACGUGGGGUACAACUGCAGCACAAGCGGUGGUGCCGCUGGGCGUGGUGCAUUGGGACCUUUUGGAUUGCUCGUGUUGGCCGACCAGGACCUAAGUGAGCAGACUGCAGUGUAUUUUUACCUUGGGAGGGGGACGGAUGGCGGCCUUGGUACUUUCUUCUGCCAGGAUGAGUUGAGGUCGUCAUUGGCAAAUGACCUUGUCAAGAGGGUUUACGGUAGCUCGGUUCCUGUGCUCGAUGGUGAAAGCUUGACAGUGAGGAUUCUGGUAAGUUGGAAUACGUGGUAAAAAUUAAUUUUGCUUUUGUAUUAUCGUCUGAUGUUCUAAAUGGGUAGAGUCGCUUGGG
This is a messenger RNA of Elaeis guineensis (African oil palm), 742 nucleotides long. The record is from RefSeq and is a predicted model, not a curated record. NCBI's taxonomy places the organism in Eukaryota, Viridiplantae, Streptophyta, Magnoliopsida, Arecales, Arecaceae.